Messenger RNA from Cynocephalus volans (Philippine flying lemur), 798 nucleotides. RefSeq names its product osteoclast associated Ig-like receptor (gene OSCAR). Gene Ontology annotation, cellular component: plasma membrane. Gene Ontology annotation, molecular function: collagen receptor activity. Bases 1 to 798 code for a protein of 265 amino acids. The transcript is spliced from 5 exons. Lineage: Eukaryota; Metazoa; Chordata; Mammalia; Dermoptera; Cynocephalidae. The record is from RefSeq and is a predicted model, not a curated record.
AUGGCCCUGGUGCUGAUCCUUCGUCUGCUGACCCUCUGGCCACUGUGUCGUGCCAAAAUUCCUCCAUCUGUUCCCCCAGCUUUAUACCCCAAGCCAUGGCUGGGGGCUCAGCCAGCUGCAGUCGUGACCCCUGGGGUCAAUGUGACCUUGAGGUGCCGGGCACCUCAGCCCGCCUGGAGAUUUGCACUCUUCAAGCUUGGAGAGAUUGCCCCCAUGCUCUUUCGGGAUGUGUCCUCGGAACUGGCAGAGUUCUUCCUGGAGGAGGUGACUCCAGCCCAGAGUGGCAGUUACUGUUGCUGCUACCGGAGACCAGACUGGGGGCCAGGUGUCUGGUCUCAGCCCAGCGAUGCCCUAGAACUGCUGGUGACAGACCAGUUGCCGCGGCCGUCGCUGGUGGCGUUGCCUGGGCCGGUGGUGGCGACCGGCGCCAACGUGAGCCUGCGCUGCGCCGGCCGCGUGCGGGGCAUGAGCUUCGCGCUGUACCGGGUGGACUUGGCGGCUCCGCUGCAGCACCGCGACUCCGCGCUGCGCUGGGUCGACUUCCCGCUGCUCGGCGCCCGCGCUCCCGGCACCUACAGCUGCUACUACCACACGCCCUCCGCCCCCUACGUGCUGUCGCAGCGCAGCGAGCCGCUGGUCAUAAGCUCCGAAGACUCCGCCUCCUUGGACUAUACGCGGGGGAAUCUCGUCCGCCUGGGGCUGGCCGGCCUGGUCCUCAUCUCCCUGGGCGCGCUGAUCACUUUGGACUGGCGCAGCUGGAGCCGUGCCCCUGGUGGCGUCUGGCCCCAGGACACCUAG